Molecule: messenger RNA, 5407 nt
Organism: Sorex araneus (European shrew)
Lineage: Eukaryota; Metazoa; Chordata; Mammalia; Eulipotyphla; Soricidae
Gene: RASA2
Product: RAS p21 protein activator 2
Exons: 25
Coding region: 80-2653 (857 amino acids)
Biological process (GO): intracellular signal transduction; regulation of GTPase activity; negative regulation of Ras protein signal transduction
Molecular function (GO): phospholipid binding; GTPase activator activity
Source: RefSeq, a predicted model, not a curated record
CUCCUAGCCGGGCUGCCGCGGGGCUCCGCCUCGCCGGGCUACGCAGGCGGCGGGGCUGCGGCACGGGCCGGGCAGCACCAUGGCGGCGGCGGCGCCUGCUGCGGCGGCGGCGGCGGCGGCUUCUUCCGAGGCGCCGGCGGCGACGGCGACGGGCGAGCCCGAGGCCGGAGACGAGGACUGUCGCGAGGUCCGGGUGCUGCAGAGCCUGCGGGGCAAGAUCUGUGAAGCGAAAAAUUUACUGCCAUAUCUUGGACCCAACAAAAUGAGAGAUUGUUUCUGCACCAUAAAUUUGGACCAGGAAGAAGUUUAUCGUACACAAGUUGUUGAAAAGUCUUUAAGCCCAUUUUUCAGUGAAGACUUUUACUUUGAGAUUCCAAGAACUUUCCAGUAUUUGUCUUUCUAUGUUUAUGAUAAGAAUGUUUUACAAAGAGAUCUUCGUAUAGGAAAAGUGGCCAUCAAAAAAGAAGACUUAUGUAAUCACAGUGGCAAGGAAACGUGGUUUUCACUACAACCUGUUGACUCCAAUUCAGAGGUGCAGGGUAAAGUUCACCUUGAAUUAAAACUGAAUGAACUGAUAACAGAGAAUGGAACCGUGUGCCAGCAGCUUGUUGUACAUAUCAUGGCGUGCCAUGGAUUACCUCUCAUCAACGGACAGAGCUGUGACCCGUAUGCGACCGUGUCUCUCGUGGGCCCUUCUAGGAAUGACCAAAAGAAGACCAAAGUAAAGAAGAAGACAAGCAACCCGCAAUUCAACGAAAUCUUUUAUUUUGAGGUCACCAGAUCCAGCAGUUACACCAGGAAGUCCCAGUUCCAGGUGGAAGAGGAAGACAUUGAAAAGCUAGAAAUCAGGAUCGACUUGUGGAACAAUGGAAACCUGGUCCAGGAUGUCUUCCUCGGUGAGAUCAAGGUUCCAGUGAAUGUCUUAAGGAAUGACGGCCCUCAUCAGGCCUGGUACUUACUACAGCCAAGAGAUAAUGGAAACAAGUCAUCUAAAACUGAAGAGCUGGGGUCUCUUCGGUUAAACAUCUGCUACACAGAAGACUGUGUGCUUCCUUCAGAGUACUACGGGCCUUUGAAAACUUUGCUGCUAAAAUCACCAGACGUUCAGCCGGUCUCUGCCUCCGCUGCUUACAUUUUGGGUGAAAUCUGUCGAGACAAGAACGAAGCUGUCCUGCCCCUCGUGCGGCUGCUGCUGCAUCACGACAAGCUGGUGCCCUUCGCCACGGCGGUGGCCGAGCUGGACUUGAAGGAUACACAAGAUGCAAACACAAUUUUUAGAGGAAACUCCCUGGCUACCCGAUGUCUGGACGAGAUGAUGAAAAUAGUGGGAGGGCACUACCUGAAAGUGACGUUGAAACCCAUCCUGGACGAGAUAUGUGAAUCCUCUAAACCCUGUGAAAUCGACCCUAUUAAACUGAAAGAGGGAGAUAAUGUAGAAAAUAAUAAGGAGAAUCUGCGCUACUAUGUGGACAAGCUGUUCAGCACGAUUGUCAGGUCGAGCCUGAGCUGCCCCACGCUGAUGUGUGACGUCUUCUACUCUCUGCGGCAGAUGGCAACGAAAAGAUUCCCUAAUGACCCUCAUGUUCAGUACUCUGCAGUGAGCAGCUUUGUAUUUCUCCGUUUCUUUGCUGUAGCCGUAGUGUCACCUCAUACUUUUCAUUUGCGACCUCAUCAUCCAGAUGCACAAACAAUUAGAACAUUGACUCUCAUCUCCAAAACGAUUCAGACCUUGGGAAGCUGGGGCAGCCUGUCCAAGAGCAAGUCAAGUUUCAAAGAGACAUUCAUGUGUGAAUUUUUCAAAAUGUUUCAAGAAGAAGGAUAUAUCAUAGCAGUUAAAAAGUUCUUGGAUGAAAUUUCAUCUACUGAAACGAAAGAGUCCAGUGGUACAAGUGAACCAGUGCACCUGAAAGAAGGUGAGAUGUACAAAAGAGCUCAGGGAAGAACUCGGAUUGGAAAGAAGAAUUUCAAGAAGCGGUGGUUCUGCCUGACCAGCAGAGAGCUCACCUACCACAAGCAGCCAGGUAAGUUCAUUGAACGCAAAGAUGCAAUUUACACAAUUCCGGUGAAGAACAUCCUUGCCGUGGAAAAACUGGAAGAGAGCUCUUUCAACAAGAAAAAUAUGUUCCAGGUCAUCCAUACGGAGAAACCACUCUACGUGCAAGCCAACAACUGUGUGGAAGCCAACGAGUGGAUCGACGUGCUGUGCCGCGUGAGCCGGUGCAACCAGAACAGGCUCAGCGUGUACCACCCCGCGGCGUACCUCAACGGAAACUGGCUCUGCUGCCAGGAGACGAGUGAGAGCACCCUGGGCUGCAAGCCGUGCACGGCCGGCAUCCCCGCGGACAUCCAGAUAGACAUCGACGAGGACAGAGAGGCAGAGAGGAUCUAUUCCCUUUUCAGCCUCAAUAUGCCAAAGCUGCAGAAAAUGGAAGAGGCCUGUGGAACCAUCGCAGUCUAUCAGGGGCCUCAGAAAGAGCCUGAUGACUAUUCCAACUUUGUCAUUGAGGAUUCUGUGACGACCUUCAAGACCAUUCAGCAAAUAAAAAGCCUCAUAGAGAAGUUAGAUGAGCCUCAUGAAAAGUACAGGAAGAAAAGAUCAAGUAGUGCAAAGCUUGGGAGCAAGGAAAAUCCAAUCGUUGGGAAGACCUCUUAAGAUUUAACCAGUCGAUGCAGAAGAACUGGAAAUAUUUUUGUUGGCAUUUUUUGAUUUGUCAUAUUUUGUUCAGAGUAUUUAAGAAUGAACAUUGACUUCCACGUCACCCACAUUUACAUUGUAUUUAAUAUUUAAUAACAGAUUACUGGGGAAUCUUGGUAUUGAUGUAUUAAUAGAGAAAUUGAAAUCCAAGAAUCCCUUCCUAUUUUGUGUCAAAAGCCAUGGUUCUGCAAUUUUUUUAAUAGAAAGAAUCUUCUCUAAAGAAGCUUUGUAACAAAAAGAAAACUCCACAGCAAGAAACCGUCUCUCCUGUAACACUCUGUGUUUGUUCCGUGGACUCUCACUACCAUUAGUGCCUGCUCUAUACUGCCAACAUCGUGUUCAGCUAGGAGACCCCCGUCCGUGACACACCAGAGCUUUCCGUGCAGUUCAUCUAGACCCUCCCUCUGGAAGAACGAAGGAAACGGAGAGACAGAGUCCUUGGCUCCACCGUUCAUCGCAGCUCACCAGGGGGCCGGCAACCGGAACUCGAGGCUGCUGCCGGGGGUCCACGGGGGUCGCUGGAUCGUGGCCUCUUUGGAGGGGUCAGCCGAGAGCGCCUCCGUGGAGGGAAGCAGGGAAUACCCCGGGUGCGGGCAGCUCGUGGACACGUGGAAUGAGUGACGGACGGCGAGGAAAGAAUGGGAGCACUGAACGCUUUCUCCUGGGCUGAGGCAUUAGGUACUCUUUGGGGUUGGUUGGUCAGUUGGUGAGCGUUCAGGUGAGCGUGCCCGCGGAGGCGAGCCUGCAGGACGGUGGCAGGGGACUCUCCGGACCUCACCGAGCCUGCCGGCUCCCUCGAGGGGCCACCUGGCGGGAAGUUGAGGGAACAGUCACUCGGCGCACUUUACUAAUCUGGCAGCCCCAGAUUAUCCUUGAUACUCCAUGGUAUCAAAUCUUUAUGAUCAGUUGAAUGAUCACUGUUUGUCUAGAAAUACUGCUACUCUGAAAAUGUUUGUAGUUUGUUGCUGUUUCCUUAUUGCCCGCUAAGCCAAAUGGGAUUUGGGCGAGCAACUGUUCGAAUCGUCGGUUCCCCGAAUUUUACACGCAUCCUAAAACCUUAAUGGACAUCAGCUGCCUACGCAAGUCGCCCUCCCGCAGAGGGGAACACUCGUACACCGUCAGUAUUAAGCCCAUGGUACUCUUGUCUUUUAGCAAACAUUUUCGAAAUGUGGUACUUCAGACCUUAGACUAUUUACACGUGUUCCUGUUGAAAACUGUGACUUAUUAUUGUAAGUCUAGCUCGUAGUGCUUGUUUUUGGUUUUGUUUCUUUCCCUGAGCAUAAGCUAUAACUCAGGCUGUAUUUGGCCAAUCACGUCGUUGGUGUUUUUAAUAACAUUCUUGCUCUGUCAAUGAAUGGUAACUGCAUAAUAGGUUUCUCUCCAUGCUCGUACCCUCAGCUGUUCGAUGUAGGAAUCAGCGCUCGAUGGCACCUGGGACGGGUCCCUGGUCCGUUUUAGAGAGAAGUUUGCUGGAGUCCCGUAGAUGUAGAUUGCAUCUGCUCCACUGUAACCGUGAAUGUGAAUGCUCCUGCCCUUUUAAUUAAUUGCUCCUUGCUGAAUUUCAUUAGAAGUCCCUGCAGAGUACCCGUGAGCGUGGCCAGGUACCCCUCAUCACUCUCGGGCUUGCUUGUUUAGUCCUGUGGUUUCAGGGGAGGAGGCUGACUGGCUCUAAUGGCAGAGCCAUCCUUUCCUUUCUCAAGGUCACGGCUGGAUUCCCCUGGGAAGGGAAGAGACCAGCUAGCUGGUCGUUUCAAAUCGCCAGUGGGGCCAGAAUCAACCCCUUGGCAGAGUCUAAAACGUCCUGUGAAUGUUAACGCAUCGUAGUUGCUGAGAUUCCCCGGAAAGCAUCACCUCCGCCUGGGUCCGCAGGCUGGGCCGGUGCUUCGUCCUCACAGGCCGCCUCCCUGAGGAGGCCUCAGGCUUUUGCCACCCAAACCUGCUUCUCGGCCUUUUCCUCACUUGAAAAAUUACUCGGCAGCUCACUCACCCUUCCAGCCUGAACGCCCCGAGGAGCGAGGACAGGGGGACAGGGAGAACUCUCGCUGUCAGAGGCACUUCCGGGUCUCACUGCAGCCAUAUCCAUCUGUGUAGUGUGUGGUCAGUGUGUUGCUUGCGUUGUUGUUGUUGUUGUUGUUGUCGUCGUUGUUUAACUUUGUUUUUGUUUCAAUACUCAUUUAGUAAGACAAUGGUCAACAGCAGUUAACGUUGCUUCUGGUAUUUUCUUUUCAACUCAAAGGAGAUAGUGUAUCUAACUGAGCUAUUUUAUUUGCCAAAGAAAUGUUUAUAAUAUCACGGGUAAAUAGUUAAGUGUCAAAACUCGACUCCUUAUUCUAUAUACAUAUAUUUUUUAAAAAAUAAAAAGGAAAAAGUGACAAUGCGACAUUUGUUUCUGAAGCCUGAGUCCUUUCUGUCAGCUUCGGGAGAGCAUCCCUCGGGCCCUGGGACUCCGUGGACCCUGCAGGAUUAAUAAUAGCGGCUUUCAUUUUUACUAACUUGGAAAUGACUGUGUUGCUAGGAAAUACAGAUUUUCUACAGUGUCCAGUUCAAAAAAAUGUAAGUUAUCAAAACCUUAGUGAACUUGUGUGACCAUGUUGUAUUGUUCAGAAUGUAUUUUUAUUUAAAUUUUAUUUUCUUAUCAAGAGUAUUAUAAAAAUUUAAAACUUUUGUAACUGUCGCUUGAAAAUAACUCAAAUAAAUUACAAGGAGCCUGUC